AUGUCCACCCCAACCGACCCCCGUGACCCCUCCACAAUCCUCCAAACCCUCCGCACCACCGUCCACCACUUCGUCUCCUCCCAGCUCCCCCUCCUCUGCACGGCCGUCUACGAGCUUCCCUCCAAGACCCUCCAACGCUACGUCGAGCGCGACAGGAGCUUUGAUGCGAGGCAGGGGCCUAUUGGGAAUCCGUUUCAGGGGUUUGUGGAUCCGGGGUUGAAUGAUGGGAUUGAGGAGAGGAGGAGGAGGAGGUAUGAGGAGUAUUUGAGACGGAGGAGGGAGGAGAGGGAGAGGGAUAAUAGGGGAGGUAGUGGGGGGAAGUAG
This is a messenger RNA of Zasmidium cellare ATCC 36951, 324 nucleotides long. RefSeq lists its product as uncharacterized. The coding region runs from base 1 to 324 and encodes 107 amino acids. The transcript has a single exon. NCBI's taxonomy places the organism in Eukaryota, Fungi, Ascomycota, Dothideomycetes, Mycosphaerellales, Mycosphaerellaceae. The record is from RefSeq and is a predicted model, not a curated record.